AUGGCUCACAAGAACCAUAACAAUGCACUAGCACUACUAGUGUUUGCCAGCAUUGUGGCGCAGGAAGGAAUGUUAAUGGUGGGUGCUGCUCAACGAGAUCUUUUAUUAUGGGACUCAACAUCCGGAAGCUCUCAACCGCCGUACGACGUCCCAUCGAGGACGAAUGCGACUGGUUCUACGCCUCGGAGUGGUGGGGGAAAAAAAUCCGAAGGCCACACCGUCCUCCGCUCCACAUCCGACAAAGGCAACGGUGUCGUCUCCGUCGUCACCUACCCUUCCUCAAAACCCAGCGUGCUUCACUGGGCGUCGACGGAGAGAUGGCUGCAGCAACGGUACGAAGAGAUACACGAGUGCCGUCAGCACAACGAGAGAUUCAGAGUGCUAGGAUAUCAAUGGCGCGCUCUCCGCUUCAACGACGACACCCGCCAGAGCACUGUCAAGGUUUUGGCUGCCUGCAGGCUAUCGGAACCCGAGUCGAUCGCCCUUAUGCAGCAGCCCCAUUGCUUGGCUGUUCCAUAUCUUAGGAGAUUGGUGGCAGCUGGGUUGGCUACUAUAGCAUCCUGUAAUCACAAUCUCAUGAACGCGUUGAGUGGGACUGAAAAAAUGCGUAUAUUGUGCAUUGGUCAGGGUGGCGGAAGCUUACCAUUGUUUUUGGCUAGUGAAAUGCAAGGUAGGUUACAUUGCUAGUUUUCUGUUAAUGGCACUGUGAAUGGUUGAGGGAAAUAGAAGGAAUGAAGGAUUUGCCUCUUUUGCAAGUUGUUUUGUAAUUGCUGAUUCUUUGUGACCUCCAAAUUCAAUGUGUUUUCGGACAUCCUAUCAGAAGUCCUGAGCCGAACAAUUGGGUGUUGAACCUAACUUAGAAUGUUCCAUGGGAUUUCCGGCUUUCUCAAUUAUGACUCCAUCAGGCAAGCAUGCUGUGUCACCCAAUACCAUGGAUAAGGUAAUGUGGAAGGGCAUCCACGAGAGGCUGUUCCUCUAUGACUCCGAUGCUGAGGAUUUCAUUCUCAACACCACCAAUCAGUAUGAUAUGGCCUUCGUUGAUGCUUAUGUGGGGAGGAUAUCUUCCCUUGCAAGUUAUGGGAUCCACAUUCCCCAUUUCUAAAGCCCUCAGCAGCCGGCUUCACCCGGAUCAUGGCACAGUUGUGAACCUUCAUUCGGAUUCUGAUAUCUCGGACCUUGGCUCUCCUCCAUCCGUUCUGCAGCAAACUUUGCCGACGGGGAAGCACUUGUGAGGGUUUGCCGGGCAUACAAGGAUGUGGUAGUGGGAGGGAAAGAUUCUGGUUUGGGGUUUACAGUUUCAGUCCCGUGGGUGUGCAAUUCGUCUCUGGUCGUAUGCAGAGGUUUUGGGGUUAAGGGUGGGGACAGCAACAGCGAUGUGAUCAUGGACGCUCGGAUAUCCAAAUGCUUUGAAUUGGAAAAUGUACUAAACUUACCAUUCUCAUGUUUUGAACAUAUAAAGAGCGGUUUCAUACUUGUGGAUUAAUUUCAUGACAAGUUUAUUGUACCCUGAGCCUAAGGUAAGUUUCUUCACAGUUUUAUUUACUGAGAAUGUUUUUGAGUCCCUGAAUAAAAUCUUCCCCAACAUCAU
Molecule: messenger RNA, 1588 nt
Organism: Pyrus x bretschneideri (Chinese white pear)
Lineage: Eukaryota; Viridiplantae; Streptophyta; Magnoliopsida; Rosales; Rosaceae
Exons: 3
Coding region: 1-687 (228 amino acids)
Source: RefSeq, a predicted model, not a curated record